UUUGCUCUCAGCCGUCUCAGCCAUAAUCUGAAGCCACUGACAAUCCGCCCAUCCAAGCGGUGCUAUGAAGCCCACGGUCCCGACAGUGCUAUGGAUGGGAUGAUUUUCGCCCAACUGUUGGCCCCUUGACCAGGUGGAUGUCUGCCCGAAGUAUGACGUCUGCUGAUGCGAACCUGCGGUGGGGUAGACCGAAGAAUGCCUCGGCUCCUCCAUGGCGACCUGCAGCUGAGGACCCCCCAUGGCGCCGACUUAAGGAGACGCGCAGCGAGACCCAGGUGUCGAUGCAACAAGGUGGAAGCAGCGCAAGCGAUUGCAGGCGGAGCCCCUCAAAGGACCAACCUGCUCAAGCUGCUCAAGCUGAAGCCAGAAACAAACCUGAGAAACCUGAAGAGAAGUCUCCGAGGGGAGAAGAGAGCCUUCCAGGGAGGCCAGAAGAAAGGCUUCCAGAGAAGUUGGAGGAGAAGCCUCCAGAAAGGCUUGAAAGCACGGCCAAGGCUCCCACAGCAGAGGCUUCUAGAGAAUUUGAGAUUGGCGAGAAGGUCCGAUACUGGAGCGGAACCCACGCGAAAUGGGUGGAGGCGCAUGUCCAACGAAUCAAUAAAGGACCAGAAGGCGAUCUCAUCUCCUAUGACUUGACUGCAAAAGCGCAGGCAGAUAUUUCUAGAGUGAAAGAUGCCUCCACAGCAGAAGAUGCGCCUCCACCUGUGGCACCUGCCAGGGUGGCUCCACAUGAAAGUGCAGAUGGAAAGGCGGCAGAUCAGGUCCCUGAACUCCAGUUCGACAAAGGGGUAGAGGUCCAAUAUUUUAGCGAGACCAGGAAAGGAUGGAUUGAUGCAGUGGUCGAGGAGCGGCAUGAUAAGGAGGGCGCUGUCAUAUAUGACCUGAAUUGCAAAAAGGGUGUGCCAGCAGAUCGCUUACGGAAUCCACAUGUUGAAUACGCAGUCGGGGAGCAAGUGGAAUAUUGGAGUGUGACAUCUCAACGUUGGAUGCCUGCCAUUGUUGAACACCUCCACGCAGAGGCCAAGACUUGCGACCUCAGUGUGAAACCGGGGGCUCCUUUGAGCAGAGUGCGAAAGGUUCCUGGCAGUGCCACUAUGGCACCGAUUUUCAAGGGAGUUCGGGCGACGAUCUCGCAUGGAGUUGGCGUGCCUCCUCCACCGUUGGCAUGCAGUUUCAAAGGAGGUGACCAGGUGCAGUACUACAGCGAGACAAAGCAGCGAUGGAUGGAGACAACAGUUAUCCGGAUAUACGAACAGGAAGGCAACAUUUGCUACGACCUCGACUGCAAGAAGGGCGUUUUUGCUGACAAGGUCCGUUCGUCUCUGAGGGCCUCUCAGGAGCGCUACGAGGUCGGUGAGUCUGUGGAGUAUUGGAGUGUUUCGGCUGGACGCUGGCUGAGCGCAAAGGUGACCAGAGUCCGCCUGGAUCUUGGACAGUGCGACCUGGAUAUCAAGAUGGCGGCGCCCAUUGGAAGAUUGCGACGUUCGCAGCAAGUAGCGCCGGAGUUUGUGAAACCCAGCCCUCCUCAAACUGAGCUUCCUGGGCUUCAACCAGCUCCACAUGGGCCUCCAGAGUUUCCGCAGGGUCCAAAUCUACCAACACCAGUCCCUCCAGUCGUUCCGCAAGCUCCAGCCCCAGCCCCAGCAACGCUUGGCCCGGCGAUGCCACCAGCGAUGCCUCCAGCGAUGCCAGCAAUGCCGCCACCAAGUCCACCCAGCGGCCCAAGCCCACCAGGCCCACCCGAACCUGAGAUGGAAUUGACACAGCCCGAACAAGUGAAAGAAGGGAAAGAGAAGAGCCCAAAGAGACAAGAUAUCCAAGAAAGCUUGCCGAGAGUGACGGAGAAUCUAGAGAAGCAGGAGAAUGAGGAACGGCAGAAAGCCCCAGAAAGAACUUCAGCACUUCCGGAAGGUCCAAUGGAAGUCGCUGAUAAAUCCGAUAAAUCCUACAGUGUGCUACAAACUGCACCACCAGAACGCAAAGCCGCGGAACGCAAAGCUGCGGAACGCUUUGCGGAAGGGCCAGCUGUCCAAGAGGAAGAACGUGCAACAAAGCUGCCUGUUCAACUUCCUGCACCUCUCCCCGCAGCCUCAUCCACACCAGGAGCCCCGCCCCUUCCACAAACUCAGAGUGUUCCCCGAAGGCCUGUAAGGUUGCCUGUGCCUCUUACCCCACCUCCAGACCGACGAGGAAACCAAGGAAACCAUGCAAGAUUGGGAGAGCACAAAGAAAAGGAAGACCCGAAACAGAAAGAACUGAAAGAAGAGCCAGAAGUCCGGAAGAACGAAGCGAGAGAAGAAACAAAGAAGGAAGAACAGAAGAAAGAAGAACUGAAAAAGGAAGAACCGACGAAAGAAGAAGUGAAGAAAGAAGAGAAGCGAGAGAACGAAGCGUUUCAGAAGAGAGAGGAAACGCCCGAAGAGGAAGUAGACUAUGACGACGAUGAGGUUGAUGGUCUUCAGAGAGAAGACGUCGAGAAAGAAGACAGCCAGCCGAAUGUGGAUUCGCCCGAAGGAGAGUCUCAGGGAAAGGACAGCGGGCAGGUUCCGCAGAGUAAGGAGGAAGCGGGACAGGACAACGGAGAAGCAGAACUCAAGCCCGAGGCCACACUUCAAUGUCUGCAAAGCGCAAGUGCACAAUGCAUGGAAACACAGUGUCUCUUGCAAUUGCCAUAGAAUUUUCAUGGAUGCUCACCUGCAGUAUCUUUCUGGCCUUAUCAAUCAAGCGUUUGCUCGCAUGAAAGGAAAGAACCC
Molecule: messenger RNA, 2753 nt
Organism: Durusdinium trenchii
Lineage: Eukaryota; Dinophyceae; Suessiales; Symbiodiniaceae
Source: the annotation of a GenBank genome assembly